AUGACAUCUCUCACAGGUUCACCUAGCAAGGGCAAAAACCCUUUCAUCGAUCGAUACAUGGCUAGCUUGGGAAGUAAUGCCACUACAACACCGAUACCUGUCACUACUUCACCUAUCAAAACUGGCCUUGAGGGGGCUAAUAAGUCGGUAAGGAAAUGGGAGUUUUCUUCUUCGUAUCGUGAUGACGAUAAAGAUAAGGAAAAUGGAGUUUCUCACAAGUCUGGUCAUGCCAAUUCUCCUAAACCGUCCAAUCGCUCAAGUCCUUUAAAGGCGCUUUCACCAGCCAGGCAAAACAGCUGUACACCUGCGAGGAAUGUCAGUGUUAAGCGAGAGCCUCUUUCGUUGAAGCCAAGAGGUGCCAACCAAAUUUCAGAGACCUUUGAUGUGAAAAAACUUAGCAGCAAGGAUUUGAAAUACUACGAGUUUCUGUGCCGCGUCAGAGAGGCGAAGGAAUGGAUAGAAGCUGUCAUCUCCGAAGAUUUGCCCUCUGAGCUCGAGCUUGUCUGCGGGAACAGCAUGAGAAACGGGGUAUUUUUGGCCAAAGUAACUCAAAGAAUCGAUCCAAGUCUUGUUAAAAAAAUAGUACCCGCUGGAACUACGCUCCAAUUCACCCACACACAAAACAUCAAUGCCUUUUUCCACCUCGUUGAAAAGGUUGGAGUUCCCGACUUGUUCAGAUUUGAACUUACCGAUCUUUAUGAAAAGAAAAAUAUUCCAAAGGUUUUCGAAACGCUGCACGCUUUGAUCAAUGUCAUUAAUAGCAAGUGGACGGGAAAAGUUCCUGAAAUUCAGAAUCUCAGUGGGAUUGUCUCUUUUACAGGUGACGAUCUGAAACUUUGUCAGCGCAAAAUACCCACUGUUCAUAAUUUCCGGUCCUUCAAAUUUUCUUCUGCGGCAAGCACAGAGCUUUCCGCUUCACAAGAACAUGUCAUGCCAGGGUUGUUGCAUAAUCAUAAUGAAGAUGUAACAACUGAAAACACGACUCAAAUUCAAGAAUCGCCAAAGACCCAAAUUCAGGAAUCUCCAAAAACUCCCACAAAGAUGCCCGCAACAUCCUCAAUAAAUGAAAGAAACUCACAAAUGUCACCGGUUUUAGUAGACUCUUCAAAGUACUCAGCUACUAAUAUCUUGACAGAGACGGCACCUUUACUAAGUUUCGACCAUAGCACUAGCCCGGCUAAAUCGCUAUCUUAUUACUCUCCUCGAAUCUACAGGCACCUAUCAUACAGGUCAGACCCCACAGACUUUUACUCGUCAAGAUUGACUGAUCCCUAUGAAUUUGAUCAGUACGACACAUUGAAAUAUAAUACUCCUGAGUAUUCUCCGGUAAGAAGGAAACGCAUGACAGAAUUUCAAUUUUUGGACUCCGUCUGCAAUCUUCAGGCCGUGUGUCGGGGCGUCAACACAAGGUUUGGUGUUACGAUACUGCAAAGAAAAGUCGACAUUGUUAUUGAAAAAAUAACGGCAUUCCAAGGGCACACAAGGGCAUACAUGGCUAGGAAAGAGACUAAAAAUAAAUCUGCAAUUGUCACUUCCCAGGAGCCUCAUCUCCGGGGACUUCAAUCUUUGAUAAAAGGUGAUAUAACACGCACGAACAUAUUCAAGCUUCGUGUUCGUCUCUUGAAUGUUGAAGAUCAGCUAAUUUUCCUGCAAAGUAUUUGCCGCGCGAAAGUGAUCAAGCGGCGCUGCCAAAAGACGCUUGAGAGCCAUCUCGUAAUAAGCCAACCUUUGAAGAAUAUACAGGCUACGGUCAAAGGAGUCCUGCGGAGAAAAAGUGAUACUUAUAUGCAAAAUCUGCUACUUACGUGUCUCCCAGCAAUUAUUAACUUUCAGGGUUUACUUCGCUCACAUCACUUAAGGAAACACAGAAAGUCCAUCUAUUUUUCUCUGAACGAGCAAUACAACAAAGUCGUCGCAAUACAAGCGCUUUCAAAAAGUCUGCUCCAGCGUCAAUCUAUUCGCAGACUAAGAAGGGAGCUAGAGGGUCACAAGGAGGCUGUGUCCAAUAUCGCCGCAUUACUUAGGGGCUCGACACAAAGAGGUGGCAUAAAAUCACUCGCAACAGCAGUACGGGACAGUAGAGAUCCGGUUGUCUCACUCCAAGCUCUUUCAAGGGGGGUUCUGGUGCGUUUUACGUUAGAUUUGAUUGCCGAUAUUGUCGAAGCCAGCGAGCUCGUCAAGAUUCAGACCUUCGCCAAGGGUUAUCUUAUCAGAAAGCACAACAAUCAAUUAACACACCAUUACGUACAGCGAGUUUCGGAUGUCGUUAAAGUUCAGGCCUGUAUUCGACGUCAUCAGUUAAGAAAAGCGUACUUGGAGUUCAUGUCCGCGGCCAAUCCAAGCAUCUGGGCAGUACGAAGAUUUGUACAUUUGCUCAACAAAAUUCAUACCAAUCAUGAAUCGUGUAGCAAGUUGGAGUGGCUAAAAUCUCAAAUUGAUCACUCCAAUAAAAGCAGGGAUAAGGUGCAAGAGGGUCUUGAACUUCUUCAGAGAAAGAGCCUCAUAUUGAGUGACUACAACAUAUUCGUUGGCUCAAUUAAUUCCUCAGGCGACGAAUUGCAGUUUAACGGGAGUUCAUGUUUCCGUGGGUAUGAAAAGUUAAUCUAUUUGCUCCAGACGGAUUCAUUUUACUGGAAGACACUUUACCGUCUUGACAAGAAUUUUGCUGCUAAGCAUCUUACCAAGACGUUCGCAUCAGCGAAUGGUUCUAUGGGUCAAAGGGAAAACGCCUUCUUUAUUCGCGUCGUUGCGGAUUUUCUUACUCUUGACAUCGAAAGCUUCGACAGUGUCCAACAAUUUUUGAAUGAGGAGGUCCAAAGCUUUUGGAAAGACCUGAUGUUUUUCUAUGUACAUCGCCAGCUUCCCGAGCUCGUGAUUGAACUCUUUGCUCCUCUUCUUGAGUUCAUAUCGACGGAGUCCGUCGAUUUUGAGUCAGUUCCAGCCAUAAUAUAUAAAAAGCUUCACCCGUAUGAGAUGGAGCGUUCCUCUAGUGAGUCAAUUGAAGAUGAAGAUACGAAAAGCGUCUUUGUGAACAACUUGACAAAUCUAUGGAAGGCAGUUGAAAUGGUGAGCGGCGCUUUACUGAGAAACCUGCACCGCGUUCCGGAGGACAUUAAGUUCUUGUGUACUACAGCCUACAGGGUUAUUGCUGAUCACAGCCCAUAUGAUAGCGAUGCUCUGCUCGCGAUUUCAAAAAUUUUACUCGAGACUUUGGUCUUCCCUUUUUUGAAAGCACCCUCUAAAUUUGGCCUACAAAAACUGUCUACGGAAGCUGAAAGAAAAGUUUGCAUACUUUCGGAUGUCGUUGAAACUGUGUUCUCUUUCUCAAAGUUUCAAGGCUACCUGACACCUCUCAAUCAAUAUGCUGAACAGAUUGAUGAUGAUCUAGCUUUAUCUCUCAGGAAAAUGCUAACAUCGCCUUCCUUCGAAAACUACUGCAACAGAUUAAUUUACAUUGAUAUGUGUCAAAAUGAACGGGCGGCGCUCAGCAUUUCUAAGCAGUAUUUGCUAGAAAUCAGCAACAAGCUUGAUAGUAACAUGGAUGCAUUUCCACACGAUGACCCCAUCACCGGCUUGUUGGAAAGUAUAAAAGUCAAUGAGAAGAAAACAUUGCAGCGCAGCACAAAUAGCAUAAUUGAGCUUCGAUUAAAUCCGAGCGCUUAUCAACUGUCAUCCAGUGACGAUAGGCUGACAUCCAUUUACAAUGAGAUCAAAAGAGGCCUAAUUUAUAUGAUGCAAGUUGAAGGCGUCGACACCAAUUUAUACGACCUGAUGACUAGCUCUAUAAUUGGUAGCGAUGAGCCUACUUUUCAGCGGCUGAUUCAUAAGACAGAUGCUAUUAAAAAUGAUCCGUUGUUGAAAAACCUGAAAGUCUUGAGCUACUUCAGUCUGAAACAGCAUGUGUUAGAAAGGGCAUACGAGCUAAAACAGAUGGAUAACCUGGGGAUUGAAGACAAUCUGCAAAGUGUUCUAAAUGAUAUUGCGAAUACCAUAAAGUCGCGAGAAUACGUUGUGGAAUCGACUGCCAGUGAGAUAAGAACUGCAGAACACACUUUUAAGGCUAUUCAAGCCGCAAAUUCUAAGCUGCAGCAAUAUUCGCGUUCUUUGGAAGCAUCGCAGAAACGAGCACUGAAAAGUGCGCAGACAUCAAGCAACUAUACGCCAGCAAAGAAGCACGGCAUAGGUCACAAAUUAAAGGACGUUUACAAAAAGGUCAACCAUAAAAGCGUUGCACCAAAGAACUGCUUAAGCAUUGAGUGGACCACGCGUCAUCUUUACGAGCUUGGCGUUCUAAAGGAUCUCGCCGGAGAAAAUUUGGGAAAAGUGGCUCUGAGCUUCUUUGGAUCGAGCGGUCCCAAGUUCCCAGAUCUGACAUUUAAAUUUACCACCUCAGACGGAGAAGUCUUUGCAGUGGAACAAAAUGACGAAAGGAAGAGUGACAAAUUGAGCAGCAAAUCAGGAACAGAUAGCUUUGAGCUAUCGAAGCUAUUGGACUUGUUAGCGAAAAACAAGAGCUCCAACUAUACCUUAUUUUCAAAGAAGGCAGACUUUAAUCUCGCCAAAUUGGUUGAACUUAUCAUUUGUUCCUUUAUCAAAAAGCCUCAGCCUAGUUAG
This is a messenger RNA of Lachancea nothofagi CBS 11611, 4614 nucleotides long. NCBI's taxonomy places the organism in Eukaryota, Fungi, Ascomycota, Saccharomycetes, Saccharomycetales, Saccharomycetaceae. The record is from the annotation of a GenBank genome assembly.